AUGUCUGGGCGAUUCCAAGUUCGCCAGGCGGCGGAGAGAGACUGUGCUGACAUCGUGCGCCUGAUCAAGGAACUUGUCACGUACGAGAAACUCCUGGGCCAGGUGGACAUCACAGAGGAGGACCUCCGUCGUGAUGGGUUUGGAGGGAAGCCGCUCUUCCACUGCCUGGUAGCCGAGGUGCAGCAUCAGCAUCAGCAAGGGGCCAUGCUGAUUGGCUACGCGCUGUUCUACGACACCUACUGCACCUGGGUGGGACGCUCGGCAUACCUGGAGGGCCUCUACGUCACCACAGAGUUCAGAGGAAGAGGAGUUGGCAAGGAUCUCCUGCGGAAGGUUGCGGAGGUUUGCCGGCUGAACGGCUGCGUGCGUCUCACUUUGUCUGUGCUGGACUGGAACGCCCCGGCCAUGGACUUCUACCGGGCACGGGGCGCCAGCGACCUCACAGCCGCCGAGGGCUGGCACCUCGUCCGCUUCCAGGGGGCCGCCCUCGCCUCGCUGGCCGUGGUGGGGGGGGGCACGGCCGUGGUGGGGGGGGGCACGGCCGUGGUGGGGGGGGGCCUGACCAGCCCCGCGCCGGCCACUCCUUCCUCCUAAGGGCACCUCGCCAGCAAACCCGCGCGACAUUCACCACGCUACAGCCACACCACGCUACAGCCACACCACGCUACAGCCACGCAACACCGAAUACCCACACCGGCCCACCACCACCCACACCACACUACAACCACCACCACCACCACCACCACCGUACCACCCCAUGCCGCUACCGCUACCCCCCCCCCCCCCCCCACUGUGGCAGGUCGAGACUCUGACCAUGCAGUAAUAAAGUGGAGGUGGA
Molecule: messenger RNA, 838 nt
Organism: Petromyzon marinus (sea lamprey)
Lineage: Eukaryota; Metazoa; Chordata; Hyperoartia; Petromyzontiformes; Petromyzontidae
Source: RefSeq, a predicted model, not a curated record